AGCGCAGAAAAAGAGAAGCCAGCCAGCUCCAUGGCAGCGUCUCAGCGUGUAGGCUCCGCCUCCUGUUGAGCUGCCUUUGAGCCGGGGAGGGAGCGGCAGCACUUCAAGAUGCGCUGCCUGACCACACCCUUGCUGCUGCGGGCCCUGGCCCAAGCUACAAGCACAGGAUAUUCCAGUGGCCGGAGUCUACACAGCAGCACAGUGGCAGCCACCUACAAGUAUGUGAACGUGCAGGAGCCUGAGAUGGACAUGAGGGCAGCAACUGACCGGGCAGCACGCACCCUGCUGUGGACUGAGCUCAUUCGAGGCCUGGGUAUGACCCUGAGCUACCUGUUCCGGGAGCCAGCCACCAUCAACUACCCAUUUGAGAAGGGUCCUCUGAGCCCACGCUUCCGAGGGGAGCAUGCACUACGCCGUUACCCAUCUGGGGAGGAGCGUUGCAUUGCCUGCAAGCUCUGUGAGGCCAUCUGCCCUGCACAGGCCAUCACCAUCGAGGCUGAGCCAAGGGCAGAUGGUAGCCGCCGGACCACACGCUACGACAUUGACAUGACCAAGUGCAUCUACUGCGGCUUCUGCCAAGAGGCCUGCCCCGUGGAUGCCAUCGUUGAGGGCCCCAACUUUGAGUUCUCCACGGAGACGCACGAGGAGCUGCUGUACAACAAGGAGAAGCUGCUCAACAAUGGGGACAAGUGGGAGGCAGAGAUCGCUGCCAACAUCCAGGCUGACUACCUAUACCGGUGAUGCCUCCUCCCUGUCUGCGUGGCCCGCAGUCUCUGCUGCCCAGUAAAACAGCUUCAACACCUCCA
Messenger RNA from Otolemur garnettii (small-eared galago), 806 nucleotides. RefSeq names its product NADH:ubiquinone oxidoreductase core subunit S8 (gene NDUFS8). The record is from RefSeq and is a predicted model, not a curated record. The transcript has 7 exons. Gene Ontology annotation, cellular component: membrane. Gene Ontology annotation, molecular function: 4 iron, 4 sulfur cluster binding; NADH dehydrogenase activity. Bases 109 to 741 code for a protein of 210 amino acids. Gene Ontology annotation, biological process: mitochondrial electron transport, NADH to ubiquinone; mitochondrial respiratory chain complex I assembly. Lineage: Eukaryota; Metazoa; Chordata; Mammalia; Primates; Galagidae.